AUGGGUGUCCCAACCAUACGAUCCAUUGUAAAAGAGGUGAGCAAAGCUAUUUGGACAGUUAUGAGGGGAGAAUGUAUGCCUGAACUUACUAAAGAAAAGUGGGAAGCUAUAGCAUUGGGGUUUGAAAAGCGUGCACAGUUUCCUCACUGUCUUGGUGCCGUAGAUGGGAAGCAUAUUCGCAUUAUUCGACAAAUGCAUAGUGGAUCUAUGUUUUACAAUCACAAAGAAUAUUAUUCUGUAGUUUUAUUGGCAGUUGUGGACUCGAACUAUAAGUUUGUUUAUGUUAAUGUGGGAAGCUAUGGCAAGGAAUGCGAUUCAUCGAUUUUCAAAGAGUCGACCCUGUGGAAAUCCAUCGACUCUAAAAAAUUGGAACUACCUGAUGAGAUGUGUCUCCUCGGAAGUGAGAGUCCAAAAAUGCCAUAUUUCUUCGUCGGUGACGAAGCAUUUGGUCUCAACAAACAUUCAAUGAGACCGUUUGGUGGAUCACACCUAACAUUGAAGAAAAGGAUUUUCAACUAUAGACUGUGCAGAGCUCAAAGAUAUGUGGAGUGUGGAUUUGGAAUUUUGACUAAUAAGUUGCGGAUCUUCCAUGGACCCCUCAAUGUAGAACCAGAAUUUGCAGUGGAAAUUGUCAAAGCUUCUGUAUUACUCCACAACUUUGUCCGCGAUAGGGAUGGCUACUUACCUGAGGAGACAACGACAAUUAUCGGCCUUGAAGAUUUACCUCGGGAUAAUAUGGCUAGAGGAGGACUCGAAGCCAACUCCACCAGAAAUAUUUUGAGUGAUUACUUCCUAACAAACGUUGGAUCUGUUUCGUGGCAGCUGAAUAAAAUUUAA
Messenger RNA from Nilaparvata lugens (brown planthopper), 837 nucleotides. RefSeq names its product protein ANTAGONIST OF LIKE HETEROCHROMATIN PROTEIN 1-like. NCBI's taxonomy places the organism in Eukaryota, Metazoa, Arthropoda, Insecta, Hemiptera, Delphacidae. The transcript has a single exon. Bases 1 to 837 code for a protein of 278 amino acids. The record is from RefSeq and is a predicted model, not a curated record.